Molecule: messenger RNA, 1227 nt
Organism: Penicillium canariense
Lineage: Eukaryota; Fungi; Ascomycota; Eurotiomycetes; Eurotiales; Aspergillaceae
Gene: trm10
Product: tRNA (guanine(9)-N(1))-methyltransferase
Exons: 1
Coding region: 1-1227 (408 amino acids)
Biological process (GO): tRNA N1-guanine methylation
Cellular component (GO): nucleus
Molecular function (GO): tRNA binding
Source: RefSeq, a predicted model, not a curated record
AUGGAUGAAGAGGAGAGACCGAGGAAACUUCCCAAGCUUGGUCAUGACGACGAAGCUACUCAAGACGAACUCGGCCCUGCGAUGACCGGUGCUGUGGCAGUCGACGAACCGACCCAAACUAGCGCACCUACGAACAAGAAUUCCCAGCCUGAGCCGUCAGACCUCUCCAAGGCCGAAAAUGCAAUUCCAGCAACAGGAUCUGGUCAUGCUGAGAGCACCGAAGACGCUCCAAAAAUGUCGAAGAACCAGCUCAAAAAGCUUCGCAGGAAAGAGAAAUGGGAUGCGGAACGCGAGCUGCGCAAGGAAAGGCGGAAGGAACAAAUGGCAAAUAAAAAAGAGCGACGACGCUUAAUGGUGGAGGAAGCAAGAGAAAAGGGCGGCGGGAAAGCUGUGCAGGCACUACGCAAGACAUGGGAAACCACUCGUUCCAGGGCCAAGCGGUCGACUCUGCUACCCAUAUCGAUCGUGAUCGACUGCGGUUACGACGAUUUGAUGAAUCCAAGCGAGCGUUCCUCUCUUGCGAGUCAGCUCACACGCUCAUACUCGGAAAAUGCCCGUGCUAUCUGGCGCUCGAACCUGAUAUUCAGCUCGUUCGAUAAACAACUCAAGGAGCGAUUUGAUACCGUACUCUCGCAGUAUCGCAAUUGGAAGGGCAUUCGUAUGAUCCCUGAGGAUUUUGCACAUGCAUCCGAGCUUCUCAAAGAACAAAUGGCCUCCCCCAAAGGGGGCAAGAUGGCUGGACCAUUUGCUGAUAAGACCGACGCCAAGCCCGAGGACGGCGAGGUUAUCUACCUUAGCAGCGACAGUGAAAACAUAUUGACGGAGCUGAAGCCCUACAGCACCUAUAUCAUCGGAGGUCUUGUGGACAAGAACCGUCACAAAGCAGUCUGCUACAGGUCAGCUGUUGCGAAGGGAAUCAAAACAGCAAAGUUGCCCAUUGGCGACUACAUUCAGAUGGACUCUCGCCGGGUGCUAACCACCAAUCAUGUGGUGGAUAUUAUGCUGAAAUGGUUGGAGCUGGGCGACUGGGGAGAAGCUUUCAUGAAAGUUCUUCCGCCGAGAAAGGGCGGCAAGUUGAAGGCACAGCAGGUUGGCAAUGAGGCUACUGAAGAAGCCACAGAUGACGAAUCGGCAGAUGAGGAAGGGGAAGAGUCAACGCUGGAAGAUAUUGCCAAAGAUAUUGAGGCUGAGCAAGCGGAUGACCACGAAGAUGAAGCUGAGUCAUGA